This is a messenger RNA of Tachyglossus aculeatus (Australian echidna), 5443 nucleotides long. RefSeq names its product lysine demethylase 6B (gene KDM6B). The record is from RefSeq and is a predicted model, not a curated record. Gene Ontology annotation, biological process: heart development; regulation of gene expression. Lineage: Eukaryota; Metazoa; Chordata; Mammalia; Monotremata; Tachyglossidae. Gene Ontology annotation, molecular function: chromatin DNA binding; protein binding; histone H3K27me2/H3K27me3 demethylase activity. Gene Ontology annotation, cellular component: MLL3/4 complex.
GGCCCGUAGCCCCGCCUUCCCGCCCGCCACGCCCGUUGCCAGGGGCGCCCGCGCCAAUGACAGGCGGCCGCCGAGCUACAACCGGCUGUUACUGAGGAGGACAGAUGACAACGGCGAUGAUUGACUGCGGAGGCAGGGACAGAGCCCUAUGAUUGGCCACAUUCCUGGAGCCAGAGAACUAACUCUAAUCAGCUGAGUGAGGACCCCCUCCGCCCCCCACGACCGAUCCCGGGGCAGACGGAGGGCUCCGCAGCCGAGGGAAGCCGGAUCCAGACCCUCUGCCCAGCCCGGAGCCGGGGGUCUGGGCCGGGCCGGGGCGAGGGGAAGAGGGAGCCCGCCUGACCUCGGGGGCUCCCGGCGCCGCCACUGACCUGGCUGAAUGCAUCGGGCGGCGGACCCGCCGGGGGCCCUCGGGGGCUUGAGCUGUGCCGGGGCCUGGACCUCCUGUUCCCCCCACCCCCACCCCCAACCCCGCGCCUGGCUGCCUGGGGGCAGGUGUUCUGCCAGCAUCGGCCAGCCCCAGCUCCCGGUCCAUCUGCCCCCGGCCCCCGGUGGCAGCAUCGGCCACCCCAACAAGCCCUAUUACUCUCCUGGGACCGCGAGCUCUCGGCCGCUGCACGGGAAGUUGGAGUCCCUGCAUGGCUGGGUGCAGGCUCUGCUGCGGGACCCGGCCCAGCCGGGGCUGUGGGAGCAGCUGGGGCAGCUGUACGAGUCGGAGCAGGACAGCGAGGAGGCCCUGCGCUGUUAUCAAAGCGCCCUCCGCUACGGGGCCAUCUACGCCCACCUGGGGCCCCGCAUCGGCCGCCUGCAGCAGGCCCAGCUCUGGAGCUUCCACUCAGGGUCCUCCCAUCACCGCGCCAAGGCACUGCCGCCCCUGGAGCAAGUGUGGAACCUCCUCCACCUCGAGCACAAGCGGAACUACGGCACGAAGCGGGGAGGUCCCCCGGUGAAGCGGGCGGCCGAGACCCCCGUGGUGCAGCCGGUGCCUCCCGCGGCGCCCCCCGACCCCGGGGACGAGAGCCUGAGCCCCGGGGGCAAGCGGAGGAGGAGCUGCGGUCCGGAGCAGCCCGCUCCUCCCCCUGGCUUGCCGCCCCCUCCUCCGCCACCCCUGCCAGGCUUGGCCACCAGUCCCCCCUUCCAGCCCCCCAAGCCGGGGCUGUGGAGCCCACUUCACGGAGAGGCCUGGGGCGCUGAGCGCAAAGGCAUGGCCCCUCCGGACCGCCAGGAGCAGCGGCACUCGGUCCCCCACCCGUUCCCGUACCCGGCCCCCGCCUACGCUACGCAUCCCCCCGGCCCCCGGCCGGUGCCCGUGGCCCCCCCGGGCCCCCGCCCCCCAGGAGCAGAGAGCCAUGGCUGCCCGCCCGCCGCCCGCCCCCCCGGAAGUGACCUUAGAGAGAGCAGAGUUCACAGGUCGCGGCUGGACUCCAGCGUUUCACCAGCAGCAACCACCGCCUGCGUGCCUUAUGCCCCACCCCGGCCCCCCGGCGGCGGCACCACCAGCAGCGGCGGCGGCCACGGCGGACCCCGGGGCGCGGAGCAGAGCCCAGGCCUCGGUUCCGACCGCUUCCCAAGCGCAGCAGCACUGGAGGCCGCCUCCCACCACAGCCGCCUGGGGCCCCUGGGUCAGAGCGGUCGGAAGGCCCUCCCCCCGGUCCCCGGCCCCCCCAGCCCCCCGCCGCCCCCACCGCCCUGCCCCCGCCUGCUCCGCCCGCCCCCGCCCCCGCCCUGGCUGAAGGGCCCGGCCUGCCGGGUCGGGCCCGCCGCCGCCGCCGCCGCCCCCGUGCAAGAGGAGGGGGACCCCCUGGAGGAGUUCUUGUUUGGGACAGAGGGUCCCCCCUGCCCGGCCCCUCCUCUUCCUCCUCCUCCUCCUCCUCCGCCUCCCCUCCCUCCCCCUCCCCCUCCCCCGCUCUCCCUCCCCCACCGCGAGGGCUUCUUGGGGGCCCCGGCACCCCUUUUCCCCAUGGGCACUCAGGAUUCACACUCCACCACCGCCGCCGCCACCUCCACCACCGCCAUCACCACCACCAGCAGUAGCAGUCACGGCGGCGGUGGCGGCGGCGGCGGCAGCAACGGUCAAGUGGGGCCUCUUCCCUUCCCCCCGCCCCCCUACCCUCCUGCCCGGGGCCAAGACACCCGCCCCCCCAGCCCGGCCCUCAGCCCCCCAGCCCCACCCCCUCCUCCCCCCCCUCCGGCGGCCGCCUCGUCCCCCUCCUGCUCCCCCCCGGCCUCCUGCUCCUCCUCCUCCUCUUCCUCCUCCUCCUGCUCCUCCACCACCACCACCACCUGCCACCAAAAUACCUCAGGAAGCUUCAGGCGCCCGGAGAGCCCCCGGCCCAGGGCCUCCUUCCCAAAGACCGCGGAGGCGGGGCGGGGUCCCCCCGCCGGCCCCCUGAGUGAAGCCCAGCGGCCCCGGCCCCCCGGGGGAGAGGAGCCGCCCGGCCGGGGCGGGCCGCGACUGUUCGACUUCCCCGCGGCGCCCUUGGAGGACCAGUUCGAGGAGCCGGCCGAGUUCAAGAUCCUGCCCGACGGGCUGGCCAACAUCAUGAAGAUGCUGGACGAGUCCAUCCGCAGGGAGGAGGAGCAGCAGCAGCAGCGGCAGCGGGAGGCCGGUGGGGCACCACCGCCCUCGCCCUCCUCCGCCGCCACCUCCUCCUCCUCCUCCUCCUCCUCCUCCUCCUCCUCGGAGCCCUACGCCCCUCUGCGGUGCCCCUUCCCGGUGGCCCAGGAGGAGAAGCCGCCGACGCCCCCGACGCCGACCCUGGCCAAGUUCCAGCUGCCGCAGCCUCCGCAGCCUCCGCAGCCCGGCCCGGCCGCCCUGCUCAAGUCUCUGGCCUCCGUGUUGGAGGGCCAAAAGUACUCUUACCGAGGGGCCGGGGGAGCCCCCCGGCCCGCGCCUCCGCCCGCUCCUCCGUCCGCCUUGCAGUAUUCCCCCCCGCCUCCGCCAGGUGCUAACCCCUCCCCGGCGGGGGCCAAGAAGAGCCCACCGGGCCCCCCGCAGCCGCCCCUGCCCCUGCCGCCGCCGCCGCCGCCGCCCUCUCCGUCAUCUCAAAUUUCUACCUCAAACGGGCCCUGGGCCCGGGAGCGAGGAGGGGGCCAGGAGCCCCCCGGGGGCCCCGCCGGCCAGCUGCCCCUGCCGCCCCCCGCCCGCUCGGAGUCCGAGGUGCUAGAGGAGAUCAGCCGGGCCUGCGAGACGCUGGUGGGGCGGGUGAGCCGGCCCGCGGGGGAGCCGCCCGAAGCCGGGCCCGGAGACAGGCCGCCCCGGGCCAGGGAGGAGAGCGGGGCCGGGGGCGGCCCGGCGGCGGCGGCGGCCCGGCGGCGGGAGAAGGAGCACCGGCGGCACCAGCGGCGGGCGUGCAAGGACGGCGGGCACCGGCACCGUGAGGGCAAAGGCCACAAAGAGAAGAACAGGCAGGUGCUGGGCAACCUGGACUUGCAGAGCAAGGAGAUCCAAGGGCGGGACAAGGCCAAGCCCGAGGCCGGGGGCGCAGCCAAAGCCAAACCCGCGCCUGCCGCCCCGCCGCCGCCGCCCCCGCCGCCCCCUCCUCCCCCGCCCGCCGCCGCCCCCCGCCGCAAGGCACGCGAGGAGGCUCCGGGCCCGCCCGGGGUGAGUCCGGCAGACAUGCUGAAGCUGCGCUCGCUGAGCGAGGGUCCGCCCAAGGAGCUGAAGAUCCGCCUCAUCAAAGUGGAGAGCGGCGACAAGGAAACCUUCAUUGCCUCCGAGGUGGAGGAGGAGCGGCGCAGGCUCAGCAUGGCCGACCUCACCAUCGCCCACUGUGCUGCCGACGUCGUGCGGGCCAGCAGGCACGCCAAGGUGAAGGGCAGGUUCCGGGAGUCCUACCUCUCGCCCGCCCAAUCCGUGAAGCCCCAGAUUAACUCCGAGGAGAAGCUGCCCCGGGAGAAGCUCAACCCCCCUACGCCCAGCAUCUACCUGGAGAGCAAGCGGGACGCCUUCUCUCCAGUGCUCCUGCAGUUCUGCACAGACCCCCGGAACCCCAUCACCGUUAUCCGUGGCCUGGCCGGCUCCCUUCGCCUAAACCUGGGCCUGUUCUCCACGAAGACGCUGGUGGAGGCGAGCGGGGAGCACGCCGUGGAGGUGCGCACGCAGGUGCAGCAGCCUUCGGACGAGAACUGGGACCUGUCCGGCACCCGGCAGAUCUGGCCCUGCGAGAGCAGCCGCUCCCACACCACCAUCGCCAAAUACGCUCAGUACCAGGCCUCCUCCUUCCAGGAGUCCCUACAGGAGGAGAAGGAAAGCGAGGAUGAAGAAUCGGAGGAGCCUGACAGCACCACAGAGACGCCCCCCAGGGAUGGUUUUCUUUUCCCUAUGGAGUUACAAGCUGCUGCUGCUGCCACUUCCUGCACCCAAAGCAACCCGGACCAGAAAGCCCAUCACAUCAUCAAAUUCGGCACCAACAUCGACCUGUCGGAUGCCAAGCGGUGGAAGCCGCAGCUGCAGGAGCUGUUGAAGCUGCCCGCCUUCAUGCGGGUCACAUCCACGGGCAACAUGCUGAGUCACGUGGGGCACACGAUCCUGGGAAUGAACACCGUGCAGUUGUACAUGAAGGUGCCGGGGAGCCGCACGCCAGGCCACCAGGAGAACAACAACUUCUGCUCUGUGAACAUCAACAUCGGGCCGGGCGACUGCGAGUGGUUCGCCGUGCACGAGCACUACUGGGAGACCAUCAGCGCCUUCUGCGACCGGCACGGGGUGGACUACCUGACGGGCUCGUGGUGGCCGAUCCUGGAGGACCUGUACGCCUCCAACAUCCCUGUGUACCGCUUCGUGCAGCGGCCCGGGGACCUGGUGUGGAUCAACGCCGGCACCGUCCACUGGGUGCAGGCCACCGGCUGGUGCAACAACAUCGCCUGGAACGUGGGGCCCCUCACCGCCUACCAGUACCAGCUGGCCUUGGAGCGCUACGAGUGGAACGAAGUGAAGAACGUCAAGUCCAUCGUCCCCAUGAUCCACGUGUCCUGGAACGUGGCCCGCACCGUCAAGGUCAGCGACCCAGACCUCUACAGGAUGAUCAAGUUCUGUCUGAUGCAGUCCAUGAAGCACUGCCAGGUGCAGCGGGAGAGCCUGGUGCGGGCGGGCAAGAAGAUUGCCUAUCAGGGCCGCGUCAAAGAUGAGCCGGCGUACUACUGCAACGAGUGUGAUGUGGAGGUGUUCAACAUCCUGUUUGUGACCAGUGAGAACGGCAGCCGCAACACGUACCUGGUGCACUGCGAGGCUUGUGCCCGGCGCCGCAGUGCCAGCCUGCACGGAGUGGUGGUGUUGGAGCAGUAUAAGACCGAGGAGCUGUCCCAAGCCUACGACAGCUUCGUCCUGGCUGGAUCCGGCGGCUCCCGAUGAGGCAGGAAACGCCCCCCCUCUGGAGGGGGGGCCACCCCCGUCCCCAUGGCGACGGCCCCCCCACCCCACCCCCCCCCCCCGCCAUCCUAC